Molecule: messenger RNA, 4189 nt
Organism: Cyprinus carpio (common carp)
Lineage: Eukaryota; Metazoa; Chordata; Actinopteri; Cypriniformes; Cyprinidae
Biological process (GO): regulation of gene expression
Cellular component (GO): nucleus
Source: RefSeq, a predicted model, not a curated record
CAUUCAUUCAUAUUUGGUCUUCCGGAAGUAUCUCAGGGUCGGGCCAGUCAGUGCUUGCGCGAGCUGACUUGUGGGAUUGAUGCCUUAGAUGAGUAGAAGGUCCUGACUGAUGGCACUGGCAGAGACAUGGAUGAAAAUCAGCAGUUACAUCAGAUGGGAAAGGAACUGGCAAUGGUGCCAUUACAUGGAUUAUGCAAGAUUGCGUAGCACUGUCUGCCAAUAUUUCACUGUUCUCUCAGGUUAUAAUGAAGUGACUUACUCCAUGAGUACUGAAUAAUAUGAUUUCUUCUCUACUGCUGAAUGUACAGAAGUUGCUAUGCGCAAACAACAAACAUUGGACAGGAUAGGUGAGACCAUUCCACAUAUUAAGUGGACUGAUCUUACUGCCACCAAAGAUAGCCAAAUGUCUGUGGGUCAGGAGGGUGAGUUAUCAGAUGAGGGACUCUCAUUGAGGACUGAAUCUAAGGACAAUGUGACCCCAGAUGUGUUUCUUGUUCCACCACAAGAUCAGGCAGAAGUUGUAAAGGAUUAUACUAUGCAGAACUCGCCAAAAAAUGAAUCAGACUCAGACCAGAUGAGUCUUCUUGAAAAUCAGACUGUUGAAUAUAAAUUAGUUACUUUUGAUGAGAACACAAGGAGUCUACCAAUAAACAUGCAGCUGAUAACCAAGAUGGAGUCUGAUAAUGCUAGGUCAGAAGCUUGUGAGGUAACAACCAAAGCUACAAACAUUGCUAACAUCUCAACCAAUGAUUUAUUAGAGAUUAAAGUUCAACGACAAUCUAUUUUAAAUAUAAGUUUCCAUAAUGAUAAACUACCAUCACCUACUGGAGGCAAUCAAACAAACAAGGAGUUGUGUAGUGAGAAUAAAACACAGGUUGUUGAUAUGGCUCAUGUAAGAAGGAGUAAACCUGGGAUGGACAUAAAUGCAAACAAAGAAAGAUUAGAAUAUAGUAAAGACUGUAUUGAAGAUAAUAAAUCACAAAUUUUAUGUGAUGUAAGAGAGGAGAGACUUGAUAUUGGAAGGAACAUGGCAGUGACAAGUUCUUUGGUACAAUGUGAAGAAGACGUGGUAUUAGAUUUAAGCCUACCAAAAAAGAAAGACCUAAAUAAGGAAAGGAAGUGUGAAUGGGUUGUAGACCCUGAAUAUGAAGGUUCACUUCAUAUGGAAGUUGAUGAAAUUGAGGAUGAGCCUCAACUUGUAGAAGUGGAGCAGGAGGAUGAUAAUGAAAUUUGCUGGAUUUCAUCAGUAAGUGACGCUCAUACAUAUCUGCCACAGCAUUGGGAUGGACAUCUGUCCUCCACUUCGCUUGAAGCCAUGCCAACUGCAUCGUACCCCAACAUCAUAACCCCAGAUCCAAUGGAUACACUACUUAUAGAUGACCAGGGCAUUCCUUACACACUCACCGCAGAUGGACUGAAAGUCCCACAAAUUGAUAAUAUACAACACACUGAGGGACUCUCUGAACAAACAGCUCUAAGCACAAGGCAAGCUGAAGAUAAGCCCUCUUUCAUUGCUGAUACACAGGAUAUUGCAGACUCCAGACUACAGAUUCUACCCAAUUCACUAUGUCCAAAUAUGUCUAUAGGUCAUGUCUCAGUGGAAACCUCACAAGUUGCCCCAAACCUGGAGCCAAAAUCUUCUUACAGUUCUGUAGAUCAUGCUAAACCCCCCGUCAUACCUGCCAUGUCUGACUUGGCAUCAGUUCCCAUUCAAAUUGUUGCUAAUACUACAGGGUCAAACACCCCCAUUCUUCUUCUUCCUCCAUCUCAGCUUCAGUCUCUUUCCUCACCAUCCUCUAAAAGUAACCCAGGGCUAAUUACCCUUUCCUUACCGGUUCCUCUUAGUCCAAACACUCAGUCCUCCCCCAUGUUCCUAGUUUUGUCAUCUCCUCAGGUGUCCUCAACUCAGAGUUCGUCCUCGCCUGGGCAAUUAUCUCAGAUUUCUUCCUCUUCAACUGUUGCACUUCCCUUGGCUACUUGUCCACUUGAUUUGGGAUCUAAAUUAAGUUUACGUCCGUCACUUCUCAGCCUCAGCACGAUUUCCUCUGACACAGCUACGGACAUCUCAGGACUGAAUAACCCUUCUAAACUUCCUGCUAGCCCUACCUCAUCAACUGCUUCCUCUAGCACUUCCACAGUGACCUCUACUAGUCCAAACAAGCAAUUCAGCACUGAUGCCUACUCUGACACACCAGUGCCCACUUCUUUUCGGGAGGCCCUUCUCAGAUUGGCUGUGUCUGUGGAGAAGAAACAAGAAAACCUGCCUGAGACGCAUUUGGUCACUACUCCUUCCUCAUGUUCUGAAGCCACCAAGCCAGAUUCCUCUGCCACAGUCCAUGAAAGUAAAAAUAAUGGGACAGAGGUAAACUGUGAAGGUGAGACUGAGUCUACCUCAGUAGACCAAACAGACUCGUUAAAUACCACCUCUUCCACCUCACCCAUUCGUCCUGAAUCACCCAUAAUUCCAAUCAGUGACCCAAAGAACCAAGCAUUAGGCCCUCGUCGCAUUCUUUACUGUCAGUUUUGUUCGCGGGUCUUCUACUAUCUUUCAGACCUUGAGCGCCAUUCCAUCACACACUCCCAAAGCAAACCCCAUGUAUGUCACCUUUGUGGCAAGGCAUUCAAAAGAUCAAGCCAUCUUGAGCGACACAAACACAUCCAUACAGGUCAGAGAAACUUUGUGUGCCAGCUUUGCCCAAGGCGUUUUCGUGAAUCAGGGGAACUAAUGAGGCACCAGAGAGUACACACCGGUGAGAAACCCUUUCAGUGCUUAAUAUGCCACAUGCGUUUUGCAGAGCGCAACACGCUGCGACGUCACAUGAAGCGCAAACACCAGGGCCAGCAGCUGGAGGUGAUGGACAUGAAGGCAAAGCCAGGAAGUGGAGGGAUUUCCCUUGCUGGCAUACAAGGAGAGCCAGAAGAGAAUGCCGAGUGGUACAGUUCAACAGUUCCUGAAAUGGAGUCCGACAGUGACACAGGGGAAGAAUGAACUACAUGAGGGCAUGAACAAAUAGAUUUUCUUUCUUUUUUAAGUUUUAAAAAAGAUAAGCAAAGUUGUAAAUACAUUUAAUUUAUUUUUUAUUGAUAUAAUAAUUCCUUAUUUCUCACCAGUUUCUAUAUUUCAUUCCGUUAAUUCUCAAGACCUUUACUGGUGAUGACUGAACUCGGCAAUAUUCAAGUUCAGAUUCUUUCUAAUAAGCUUCAGUUAUUGAGUAUUUCUUGGUGAAAUACAUUUGUUUUAUUUUUUUACCACAAAUAACUUUGAAUUACACAUUUAUGGUUCUCAUUUCAGUUUUUCGAAUAUACAGCAUCUUUCUUCAAGGGUGUGAUGUAGUUACUGUAAAAGACUAAGAGGCUCAUUAUUGUUAUUUAUAAUUUUAUAUUAUGAUUUCUUAAAGUCAAGUAAUUGCCUAGAUUAGUGCAUCAGUAUAUCUCUAUGACUCUAGGCCCACUAAUGACUUGACCACAUGAAAUUCGCAGCCACAAAACUCAGCAGAUUUCCACAGAAUUGGAACAUACAUCAUUCUCAAAGUUUUAUAUAUCUUUCACUCCUUUCAUUGUAAUAUUCCGCCUGACCUACAGAGGACAGUAUGGAGUUGUGUCCUUUUUAAACUCUUUCAAACAGGGGGCGUGGUUGGAUUCAGAUCUAACUCCUCCAACCAUACAUAUACCUACCCCUACCCGUCUCCACCCCUGGAUCCCUAAACCCACCUAUCUCCACCCCUGACCUACCAAUCUCCACCCCUAGAUGUGGAUCUAACCACACCCCCUGGAUUCUGUGUGAGGGGCUACUGUUGCAUUGUACAAAUCUUCUGACCUGGCAUAUUCAUUAUUGUCAUUUACAUCUUUGUUUUCUGUUGUUUUUAUUGCCAUUCUUUUUCAUCUGGUUAUGGAGCUUACAGGUUAACACGUUGUCUUGUUUGCAUCUGUUCUGUAAGAUGCUUCAGAUUCCCUCCAAAAUGCAGAAGAAGAAGAAAAACUGCUCAUCUGGGCUUUCUCAUGACUCAGCUUUUAUAUUUCCGAACAUGUUUAGAUAUAAUGCAUUAUGGUUGCUGUGAUUUUGCAGAGUAAGACAUGUUCCUGGAUCAACAUCUUUUGUUGAUCCUGGAUCAACAUUACUGUCCAAAAAUACAGACUUAACCCAAUUCCUACUCCUAAACCUAACCUUACCCAUAAUCUAUUCCUAAAA